This is a messenger RNA of Xenia sp. Carnegie-2017, 2010 nucleotides long. Its product is annotated as extended synaptotagmin-2-like. Gene Ontology annotation, molecular function: lipid binding. The record is from RefSeq and is a predicted model, not a curated record. Gene Ontology annotation, biological process: lipid transport. Lineage: Eukaryota; Metazoa; Cnidaria; Anthozoa; Malacalcyonacea; Xeniidae.
GCGAACUUCUGAGUUCACUACCUAAACUUUUAGAUCUUAUGCUUUUACGCAUUUCAAAGAAAAUAUAAUUGAAAACUAUUAGUUGCGCUUUGUUGUGAAUUGAACAGGAAUAAGAAUGACUAACGCAGAAAAUGCAGACAGCUCAAAUGCUGGCGAAAGAAUAAAUGAAAAUGAAACUAAACGUGUGUUUGAUUUAUUCAGGUCGUUUCUCCAUAUGCGAAUUGUAAAAAUGAUUCUGUCCUUUCUUAAAUACUUUGGCGUGUUUUUUGCCAUAUGGCUGUUCGGCUGGCUUGGCUUUGUGUGUUCGUGGGUUGUUUUGGUCGCUCUCGUUUAUUAUCUUAUGCAGGUCAAACAAGAGGAAAGGAAUUGGAAGCAAAAAGUUGGACUAGCAUUGACACAAAGUGAAGAAGGGGUUAUCCGUGCUCGUUGAGAUUUACCGUCAUGGGUCUUUUUUCCUGAUGGGGAAAGGGCAGAGUGGCUCAAUAAGUUUGUCUCUCAACUUUGGCCCUAUGUGAAUGAAAUGGUGAUUAAAAUCCUUAAGGAGAAGGUUGAACCGCAAAUUCAAAAUUCUGUUCCAGGAAUGUUGAAAUCAAUCCAUUUUACUGAGAUCUGUCUUGGAAAUCGGGCUCCUCGUAUUGGGGGAGUAAAAGUUUACACUGAAAAUGUUAAAAGAUCAGAAGUGAUCAUGGACAUUGACGUUAUAUAUUCUGGUGAUGCAGACUUCCAAUUAUCUGUCAAAUUUAUUUCCGUAGGAAUUGAAGACAUUCAGCUCCGAGGUACUUUGCGCGUGAUCAUGUCUCCUCUUGUUGCAGCGUCGCCUUUGGUUGCUGGUGUUUCUUUGUUUUUCCUGGAUAAACCGGAACUUGAUUUUAACCUCACAAAUCUUCUCAAUGUACUUGAUGUGCCUGGACUGAGUGGAAUUCUUCGUGGCGCCAUUGGUGACGUCAUUUCUUCUUUUUGUGUUCUUCCAAAUCGUAUAAAUAUUCCACUUCUUAACGAGAACAGUAUUGUUGGUCUUAAGUAUCCUAUGCCAAAGGGGGUGAUAAGACUGGAAGUAAUCGAAGCUCGUGACUUGGAAAAGAAAGAUAUUGGAUUGUUUAAGGAAGGAACAGCAGAUCCUUUUGUUAUUGUAAAAAUUGGAGCAGAUACAUUUAAAACUGAUGUGAAGAAGGGCACACUCACUCCUGAGUGGAAUGAGACUUUUGAGUUCUUUGUCGAUUAUCCAAAUGGUCAAAAAAUCAAACUUCAUCUUUACGACUACGACAAAGUAUCAGACAAUGAAUCAAUGGGAUAUCUCGACUUGGACAUAUCCACCAUUGCCGACAAGGGAAUAGUUGACUUGUGGUUGCCUUUGGAAAACACAAAAUCUGGAGAGAUUCAUGUGAAAUGUACUUGGUUUACCUUGUCCAACGAUCCAAGCGAUUUAGUUAUUAGCAAUCAGGUUCAUGGUGAACAAGCUAAUAAUUUGUUUGCAAAUUCUGCAUUGUUUGUUAAGCUGGACUGUGCCAAGAAAUUACCUAUUGCCAAUAAAGUAAAACGUUCAACCAGUGCAUUCUGUAAGUUGACUUUAGGAAACAAGACGUUCGAGAGUCCGGUCAUCGAUGAUACAUUAAAUCCUGUAUGGGAUCAAUUUUACCGUUUCUUGGUGUUUAAUGCUAAAUAUCAAGAGUUGAACAUCGAGGUCAUUGACAGUAAAAAGGAAAAAUGUAUUGGUGUGUUGGAGAUACCACUAAACAUUUUGAUUGAAGCCGUUGAUAUGUCGGUAGAACAGCCGUUUCCACUUCGUGAUUCUGGACAUGAAAGUUCCAUUGUUUGUGAGCUUAAACUAAGGGUAUUCGAUAUAUGAUGAAACAGACGAUAGUGACUGAGCAAGAGACUGCUUCAUUUCAUUUUAUCAUGCAUUUAAACAAGAUCACGAUUAGCUAAUUGUAAUUAUUCAACUUAAACAGGGUUUUUAUAGUUUUAUAGAUCACCAUUUAGAAAAUGAAAAAGAAAUUAUGUGCAAAUUAA